AUGUUCAUAUUAGCCUCGGUGAUACGAUGGAGAGUGUGUGAAUUCGAACUGCCCCGCAUGCAAAUGAGUGUACUUGAUGAUAUUCCUACUCAACGUAGAGUGUCAACUUCCCAGGAUGCCAUUAUGGAUUUCACACAGACAAAUCCAACGCAGGAAGAUUUCACGAGGUUCCAUAGCGUGAAAGAGCAAACGCUCACUUCAACAUCAAUGGUCCUGGCCAAUACACCGUUCUUCCCGUGGCAAGGUGUAAGCCGGGCUACGCAGGAUUCACCAAUACCAGACGACACU
Molecule: messenger RNA, 288 nt
Organism: Cooperia oncophora
Lineage: Eukaryota; Metazoa; Nematoda; Chromadorea; Rhabditida; Trichostrongylidae
Source: the annotation of a GenBank genome assembly